Alnus glutinosa is the source of this 504-nucleotide messenger RNA. Its product is annotated as non-specific lipid-transfer protein-like. Gene Ontology annotation, cellular component: membrane. Gene Ontology annotation, molecular function: lipid binding. The record is from RefSeq and is a predicted model, not a curated record. The transcript is spliced from 2 exons. Gene Ontology annotation, biological process: lipid transport. Lineage: Eukaryota; Viridiplantae; Streptophyta; Magnoliopsida; Fagales; Betulaceae. The coding region runs from base 1 to 504 and encodes 167 amino acids.
AUGACAGCCAGAGCGGAAAUUAAGCCUGAGGAGGCAUCGGUGGAAAGGGCAAUUGGGUUUCUCUACGAGGGUGAGUGGUAUUGCAGUGUAAAGAGAUGGUGGUGGGAAAAGAGUGAAAAGCAACAAUCUUUAGUUCAAAAGAGAAUGGAGAAGAAAAUUAUGGGUUUUGCUGUAUUGGCCUUUGGGUUGAUGUUUUUGGUCCUAAAUGCAAGUGGAAGACCUUCGGAUGAUAUAUCAUGUAAGGAUGCUGUAACGGCUUUGUUGCCGUGCCAGUCGUUUUUGGUGGGUUCUGGCCCAACGACGCCUACUGCUGCUUGCUGCGUAGGUGCACAGAGUGUACUAAAACAAGCUGCUACCAGUGAAGUACGCAGGGCUCUGUGUGAGUGUUUCAAAAAGGUUGGAAAAGAUAUGGGUGUUAAGCCUGAGAGAGCUAAACAGAUCCCCGAUCUCUGCAAGAUCAACGUUCCUGUAAACAUUGACCCCAAUGUGGACUGCAGCAAGUAA